Molecule: messenger RNA, 3886 nt
Organism: Centruroides sculpturatus (bark scorpion)
Lineage: Eukaryota; Metazoa; Arthropoda; Arachnida; Scorpiones; Buthidae
Product: ionotropic receptor 93a-like
Exons: 14
Coding region: 1-2613 (870 amino acids)
Biological process (GO): monoatomic ion transport
Cellular component (GO): membrane
Molecular function (GO): glutamate-gated receptor activity
Source: RefSeq, a predicted model, not a curated record
AUGGCCAUGACACAUUAUGGGGUUAUUGUAGAUCAUGGCAUAACAGUUGGAGGUGAUAAUGUCUUUGAUACUUUGGAUGAACUUACUUCUGAUUUAGAGCAGAGGAUGGGUGAAUCUGUACAAAUAAAUUGGUUAGGAAAAAGAGCUAUUCAUAUUAAUGAUCUUAAAAUGGAAUCUAAAGGUAAAGAUUUGACUGCAGUUCUAACGAUGGUUGACUGUAGAUUAGCACAAGAAACAGUUUCUAUUAUGGAGAAAAAAGAUUUUCAGACUGUUUUAUAUAUGUCUAUUAUGGCUAGAGACUGUUCUCGUCCUCCAAAGAAUUACGGCUUUGGAUUUCCUUUCAUAAAAACGGAUACAGAAAAAAAUUAUAUAGAUAUCGUUCCUCUAUUAAAAGAUUUAAGAAUGGAAUGUUUAGCAAGAUGGAACGACGUUAUUCUUAUUCAUGAUAAUACUAUAGGUAUUGAUUACUUAGAAUCAAUUGUAUCAGUUUUUAUGGAGCCUGGUUAUUCAGUUAGAGCGGCAUCAAUAACAAGUUUUGAUUUAUGUGAAGAAAGUCAAAGUUGCACCGAAAGUUAUGAAGUUAUGGUUACGAUUUUAGAUUCUUUUAAACAUGAUGAAUAUAAAAAUAAUUAUUUACUAAUUGCUGGCAAGGAAUCUGUAACGAAAUCUCUGAAAAUGAUGAAAAGGCAAAAUAUGUUGACAAAGUCAAAAAUGUGGCUAGUUAUAUUAACGGAUGAACCACCAUACAUAGACUUGGAAAAUGAAAUAGAUAAUUUACCAGUAGAAUCAAAUGUUGCUUUUGCAUACAAGUCAACCAAAGAUGAAGAAUGUCCUACAGAAAGUGGUUGUCAGGUAAAAGUAGCAAUGACAGCAUUCGCUGAUGCAGUUGGAAAAUUGAAGAAAGAAAACAAAUUUAAAAUGUCUAAUGCUAACGAAAAAGCUCAAACUAAAAACUCGCUAUUGACUUCUAUUAAGGAAAAUCUAAAAGAAACGACAGAAUGUGGUGGUUGUAUAAAAUUUAUAAUAAAAACUAGUGGAGCUCAUCAUGUUUCGACAAAGCAGAAAGGAUAUUUAGGUAAAUUUCAGACAAUAGGAGAAUGGUCACCUUAUAAAGGAAUCGAGAUGACAAAUGAUUUAUUCCCAUCUGCAUCGGGAAAUUUUAGGGGAAAAAAAAUUAAUAUAGGAGUAUUGCAUUCUCCUCCAAUAGCUAUUGUUGAAAGUAGUAGGAAAGUGCGAGGUGUUGUGGCUGAAUUAGUCAAAGAACUUGGAAAGACUCUGAAUUUUACAUGUAAUUGGGUAGUUCAAAGAGAUAGACAGUUCGGAACAAGACAGAGUAAUGGAGAUUGGAGUGGUUUAAUCGGAGCUAUUCUCAAAAAGGAGAUAGAAUUUGCUGCUCAGGCAUUUUAUAUGACAGAAGACAGAUUACAAGUUGUAAAUUUUACUACACCAAUUAUAGAUGAUCCUUACGCUAUUCUUAUGAGACGACCAAAUUUGGCUCAUGAUUAUUUAUUUUUGGCUCCAUUUACUUUUGAUACUUGGGUUUGUGUGGCAAUUGCCGUUUUCGUUAUUGGCCCAAUUUUAAAUAUUAUACAUCGUUGCAGUAAAUAUUAUGAAUAUAAUGACAUGGCUGAUGGAAAAGGAUUAUUCACUCUGUCUAAUUGUGCCUGGUAUUGCUAUGGAGCUCUUGUGCAACAAGGAGGAAAUCAUUUGCCUGCAGCUUUAUCUGGUAGGAUAUUGGUUGGAUUUUGGUGGUUAUUUGUGAUUGUUACAGUUACAACUUACAGUGGAAAUCUUGUUGCCGUUUUGACAUUUCCCAAAAUAAGAAAUCCCAUCGACAGCGUGGACGAUAUGCUCAGUUAUGGUCGAUUGAGAUGGGGAACGUACGAAGGAGAAGCUUUAAUUGAAUAUCUCAAGAAUGCCAGAACGAAACAAAUGCAAAAACUGAACAAAGGACUUCAGAUUUAUAAAAGAGACGAUUACGAAAUGAUUCUAAAAAAAGUAUUAAAUAGUCGAUUUGUAUUUUUGGCUGGAAAAUCUGAACUGAUAGAAAUCCAAUCCAAGCAUCACAACGAAACUAAAAAAUGUCGAUUCAGUAUCAGUAACAACGAUGUCCUGAGAGAAUCAGCAUCUAUUCCUGUACCAAAAAAUUGGCCAUAUCUUACUCGAGUUAAUGAAGAAAUUAGAAGAUAUAUUGAAUCAGGAUUGCUCACACGGUGGUUUAGAUCGCAUCUACCACCAGAUAAUGAAUGUACAGUCGUUAGUAAACCACAAGCUGGAGAUACUCGGAAAAUUGACGUGGAACAGAUGCUAGGAUCGUUUUAUUUACUAGGAUUAGGAUGCUUAUUUGCUCUUAUAGCAUUUAUAUGCGAAAUAACCUACAGAAAGUGUUUAAAACGUAAAGAAAAAGCCGCUGAGCCAGGACAGAAAUCGGAUGUAAACAAGAAAAACAUGGGAUUCUUCGGAAGAAGACCUCAAAAUUCACCUUUCUUAAAUCCUCCUGACUUAAUCAAGAGAGAUGAUAAAAUAGAUGAUAAAACUAGAUUAAUGUCAGCCGAAAGUAGGCACCAACCACCCGAUCGUCCAACAUAUUUUUCAUACGGAUCUAGAUAUUAAAAUUAUAUCCUCGAUAAAAAUGAAAAUAUAUAAAUAAGAAUAAACAUAUCAUGCAUUGUAGUAUACACAAUGGUUUCUAUCUAAUACAAGAAAAAUUUUCUGUAGCAAUUAUUAUUCAAAAAAAAAACAUCAGGGAUAGUUUGUGUUAUUGUAAGAUUUAUGUUAUUCUUACUCGUACUCUAUACUGACUUCUGUAUAUUUAAAAGAACCUUAAAGUACAAUAUAGGUAAUACACUGUAUUCUGUACAGAAAUUUAAACAUUUUUCUUCGUUAUUUCCUUAAAAACUCGGCAAUAUCCCUGUUUAAAUUGACGAUUUUUAAUGUAUUCAAGUCGCAACUUCAAAACUUGUCACUAACAAGUUCAUAGUAGUCACGAUAACUUAAUGAUAUAAACAUUGACUAUCUCGAAUUAGCAUUGAUUGGAUCAAGUACAAAAGUCUUGUAAAAAGUAAAGCUUUUUUUACAUUAUAUAAAUCACUUUAGUGACGAGAAUAGCCAUUAUUACAAAACGAAAUUGAAGCAUUCGAAGAUAUAAUUCACCCACUUAAUCAAUUUCUUUAAAUAGUUUUUAAAAUUGAUAAACAAAUUUGGACUGUUUUCAAGUGAUUUAUUGUAAUUUCUACUUAAAAGUUACAAAAAUCUAAUUUAAAAUGAGAUCCUCUAUGUUCAGUAAACAAUUUUUAUAACAUUUCAAUGCAUUGAAGACAAUCAAAAGUGUAAGUAUAUUAUUGUCAUUUACUAUUAUUUCAUCGAAUCUUUAAUUUGUAAAUUACGUGACAAAGUAGAUGAUUAGCUUUUCGUGUUCUGUGUAAUUAAUUUAAUUUUUAUUUAGUAAAUAAAAAUUAAAAUUAAUUACACAGGAUAUUGUUCUAAAUCAUCGUGUAGUUACGAAGUAUUUAUGAUCACUUCAUUUAGAAAAAAAAAAAAAAAUGAGCACUUUUGAUGUAAUAUAAGAAAGUAUAUUUAUGAAAUUUGCUAUUUUCUUAAAUAUCUGUCAUGUGUAACAUGAUUCGGAGUAUAAUAUAAAUUGAAUAUUUAUUAUUCAGUUUUUUUUUACUCUUAACUAGAAUACUUAAAAACUAUUUGUAAAUAAUUUAAAAAAUACUAUAAAUUCACUUGUAUGUUGUCCACAAUACACAUUUUUUCCAUACUGAACUGCUCAAUUUUUUUUUAAAAAAGACAUUUCAACGGGAAUUCUAGUAAAUUAAAAACCAAAAAAACAAAUUUAUAAUGUGAAUUUUAUAGCACGACGUAACGAAAUAUGUAUUUUAAA